Messenger RNA from Polyodon spathula (Mississippi paddlefish), 883 nucleotides. Its product is annotated as CD209 antigen-like protein E. Lineage: Eukaryota; Metazoa; Chordata; Actinopteri; Acipenseriformes; Polyodontidae. The transcript is spliced from 6 exons. The record is from RefSeq and is a predicted model, not a curated record. Bases 54 to 740 code for a protein of 228 amino acids.
CCAGCACUUCCUCUAUCUCUGUCAGUUGUGCCACUUCUCGGGAAGCACCAGCUAUGGAGAUGGCUGACGAAUCCUCAGAUAAUAUAUACGCAAACGUGUCCAUCAAGCAGCCCCGAGCCAAGAGACCAGAGGCACAAUACAAGGUGUCACAGAGUUCCUGUGGACGGGCUGUGUGGCUUCUUACAGCUCUGAGCUGCCUCCUGCUGGCAGUCAGUAUAUCCCUGGGGGUGCUCUGCUUCAAAAUAUCUAGAGACUACCAUGAAACCAGCUUCAGUCUGGAUCAGAUAACUGCAGAGCACCACAACCUGAGCAAAGCUGUCGCAGACUUGAAUAAGAAAGGGUGCAACAUGUGUCCUGAGAACUGGCUGCUGUUCAAAGACAUGUGUUACUACUUCUCACCUGACAAACUGAGCUGGAAUUCAAGCCGCGCUGCCUGCAUUUCUGCAGGGGGAGACCUGGUGAUUAUACAGAGCUCACAGGAGCAGGCAUUCUUAAAGAAACAGAUUAAUGCGCUCCACUGGAUUGGACUCACUGAUGUGGUAACAGAAGGUGACUGGCGCUGGCUGGACGACACAACUCUAAAUGAAAAUACAACAUCCUGGGGCAAACCGCCUGAUGACUGGAAAUCAGUGGACCCGACUGGGGAAGAUUGUGCACUUUUAAAUAAAUCCGGCCUUUAUGACGUAUCCUGUAGAAGCAAGUACGAACGGAUCUGUGAGAAAGUAACACCUAUAAUAUGAAAGCGAUCGCUUGACAUCCGUUUUCACAGUGCUGUGGUAUUUGUUUACACAGCCCUUACUCUGUGUAGAAGCCAGCACACACGCAGCCUACACUGUUUCAUACAGGCUGACAUUCUGAUUAUUAAAUAUUGUUAAAUACUGAA